Messenger RNA from Daphnia pulicaria, 639 nucleotides. RefSeq names its product fatty acid-binding protein, muscle-like. Gene Ontology annotation, molecular function: fatty acid binding. Lineage: Eukaryota; Metazoa; Arthropoda; Branchiopoda; Diplostraca; Daphniidae. Gene Ontology annotation, cellular component: cytosol; nucleus. The coding region runs from base 81 to 494 and encodes 137 amino acids. Gene Ontology annotation, biological process: fatty acid transport. The transcript is spliced from 4 exons. The record is from RefSeq and is a predicted model, not a curated record.
UGCGUCUGUGGUGUCUUCACUCUGUGCUUUCCCGUUUCACCUUCUCCACACUCCAUUCCGAAUUCAUCCGCAGUCUAAAAAUGGUUUACGAAUCGACCGGCAAGUUCCAACUGGUGGAAGGAGACGUCGACAAUUUUGACAAGAUGAUGGAAGCCGUCGGUGUUUCGGCCGAGAAACGCCAAAAGGGCCGCACCUUGAAGCCCAUCAUCGAAUUCUCGCACGAUGGCGACAAGUACAAGGUGACCGGAUCUGCCGAAGGCAUUCCCGAACGCACCAAGGAAUUCGUCUUGGACGUCGAGCAGGAAGAGACCACCAUCGACGGACGCAAAGUCAAGAGCACUUACAAGCGUGAGGCCAAGGGACUGAUGAUCCAACAUGAAGUCCAGGAGAACGGCAUGGUGGUCGUCUACCACCGUGAAAUCAAGGGAGACCAAAUGCAUGUGAAAGUCACUUGCGGUGAUCUCGUCGCCAACCGCCUCUACAAGAAAAUGUAAAUCACAUCAAGAACCUUUUUGACGAUCGGCUAAUUCCAUCGGCUGAUUUGAUUGUACAUCGGAAAUUGAAUUGCAAUUUAUUCGAUUAUUGUUCAAAGAAAGGCUCAGGCGGUUGAAAAAUGAAUAAAUCACACUGCACAACAAA